Striga asiatica is the source of this 414-nucleotide messenger RNA. The record is from the annotation of a GenBank genome assembly. NCBI's taxonomy places the organism in Eukaryota, Viridiplantae, Streptophyta, Magnoliopsida, Lamiales, Orobanchaceae.
AUGAUAUACAACGGAAUAGGGUUGCAGACCCAUUGGGGCUCCGGCACCAGCGGCUACGUUCAGGUGACCGCCUUCAACCUGAAGGCAAAAGCAAACAGAGACCUCACUGGUCCGAGCAAGGAUUUCGAACUCGGGCCAGGGGGCCGCGGGCGUGACCCGGGGGCCCAACAGGGAGAUACUGGAAGACGACCGCAAGCGGCAGAUAUAUCAAAACUUUCGACUACGUUAAGCUCGCCGGAAAAAAUCGAACAGAGGGGGGGUGACGUGAUGAGGAGGUCCUGCUCACGAGUUGACGAGAUAGUGACUGAUGGGGUGAAGACUAAUAAAGAUUUUCAAGGCUACUACUAUGGAUCUGCACUUGGUUCUGGACCUCCAUCCUCACAAAAUCAUCUGGAACAGCCUCGGGUCUCUUAA